Verticillium dahliae VdLs.17 is the source of this 678-nucleotide messenger RNA. Its product is annotated as carbonic anhydrase. NCBI's taxonomy places the organism in Eukaryota, Fungi, Ascomycota, Sordariomycetes, Glomerellales, Plectosphaerellaceae. The transcript is spliced from 2 exons. Gene Ontology annotation, biological process: cellular response to carbon dioxide; cellular response to oxidative stress. Gene Ontology annotation, cellular component: cytoplasm. Gene Ontology annotation, molecular function: zinc ion binding; carbonate dehydratase activity. The coding region runs from base 1 to 678 and encodes 225 amino acids. The record is from RefSeq and is a predicted model, not a curated record.
AUGUUGAGUUCCUUCCAGCCCCAGGCGGGCUGCACCCGCGAGAAGCCUGCUGGUUUGCAAUCUCAGGCCAAUAGCCAGUUGCCAUCCAUUUUGUGGCUCGAGUGCUCUGACUGCCGCAUCCCAGCGAGCAAUAUAUUAGGCCUACAUCCUAACGACGUACUCACACACCGCAAUGUGGGCAACAUUAUCUCACCCUUAGACAUCAGCACCUCGGCAGUCAUCGAAUUUGCAGUCGCGCAUCUCGUUGUCAAACACGUCGUCAUCUGUGGCCACUCGGAAUGUAUCGGGAUACAGUCAGCCAUGGCUCUGAAGCGUGUAGGCGGCACUUUGGACACUUGGCUCGCGCCGCUGAGAGCAAUUCGACAGCAGCUGUCGAACGAGCUCUUGUGUCUGCAGGAUGACGGCGCCCAAGAGAUGCUGAUUGCCGAGAAGAACAUCGAGUACGGCGUUACAGCACUGUUGGCCAACGUCACAAUUCAAGAACACAUAGCGAGUCGAAAUCUUCAGGUCCACGGCUAUAUGUUGGAUGCCCCAAGUGGCCGGAUCCGAGACCUCGGACUUGGACCUAAAUCGAGCACACUUACAGCGAUCGCCAGCCCUACGCAUGAGAUAAUUCGUGGCAACUAUGCGCAACUCAUUUUUGAAGAAGACGGGACUGCGACAAUGACAGCUAAGUAG